AUGCAAACAAAUACCUUGCUUCAGUUGGCUUUAUGCCUUCUCACACUCAACAUCAAUCCUGUGUUGGCAUUCUGGCGUCUACCAUGUCAGAAUCCAAUUGUAGUCCAGAGAUCUGAUCCAGUUGUCUCUCCAGGAAGUGUCUCUGGUCAUGUUCAUACCAUCAUGGGUGGUAAUGGCUUUGGUUUCUCUAUGAAUUAUGCUUCUACCCAAGCAUCAGCUUGCACUUCCUGUACUGUCACGAAGGAUCUUUCCAAUUACUGGACUCCAACUUUGUAUUACAGAGCUCAAAAUGGCAGUUUCAUCUCUGUCGGCCAAAAUGGUGGUGUUACAGUUUACUACUUACAGCGAAGCGAUCCAUUAGAUCCCGAGUAUUCCAAAGGCUUAUUGGCCUUCCCUGAAGGCUUCCGUAUGGUUGCAGGAAAUCCAUUCCUUCGAUCGUACAAUGCAAGCUCUCUAGAGCAACAGGCCGUCACAUAUGUCUGUCUCGGUACUGAUAAGCCUCAGACAAACGGAUUCCCAAAUUACCCAUGUCCAUACGGACUACGAACACAAGUCUUUUUCCCAUCAUGCUGGGAUGGGAAGAAUUUGGAUUCUCCGGAUCAUAAAUCUCAUAUGGCCUAUCCUAGUCUUUCAGAUAGUGGACAUUGUCCUUCCACUCAUCCAAAACGUUUAGUCUCUAUUUUCUACGAGAUUCUCUGGAAUACUCCUGAUUUUUCUGAUAAAUGGUAUGUCAAUUCGCAACCAUUCGUCUGGUCUAUGGGAGACCCAACUGGCUAUGGCUUUCACGGUGACUUUAUCAAUGGUUGGGAUGUACCAACUUUACAAAGAGCCGUCAAUGAAUGCACCGAUGAAAGUGGAGUCAUAGAAAAAUGCCCCGUCUUCAAACUCACUACCAACGAGGUAGCAAACGGUUGUCGAGUUCCUCCAUCAGUUCACGAGCAAAUUUCGGGUGUUUUGCCAAAGCUUCCCGGUUGCAAUGAAGUCCAAAGCGGUCCUAGAAAUGCCAGUCCACAAAGUGGAUGUGGUGCUACUACCACGAUUGGUACACCAAUGUGGCCUUAUACUGAUGUUACGAAAUCAAAGAGUUUCGCAUAUAUGGGAUGUGGUUUUGAUACACCAGGUCAACCUCGAACUCUACAAGGGGAUUCGCUUCAAGAUAAUACAGGCAUGACGAUUGAGAAGUGUAUUGAUUACUGCAACAGCAAAGGCUUUAGCAUCGCCGGUUUGGAAUAUUCUACCCAAUGCUUCUGCGAUAAUAAGAUGCUUGCGGGUAGAGAUCCAGUGCAAGGUCUUAUAGGAGGCUGUACGAUGCCUUGCUCUGGCAAUGAUAAACAAAUUUGCGGAGAUGCUGGUUUACUUUCACUUUACAAGAAGUGUCCAAAUUCCAAGAAUUGCGCCAAUAUCCAGUACCCAUUCAACAUUGGACCCAAGAAGCGCAAGUCUGAAGAAAGACGCGAGAGACGUCAAAAACGCGAUAGCGACCUCAACCAAAGCAUCUAG
Botrytis porri is the source of this 1500-nucleotide messenger RNA. RefSeq lists its product as uncharacterized. The record is from RefSeq and is a predicted model, not a curated record. Lineage: Eukaryota; Fungi; Ascomycota; Leotiomycetes; Helotiales; Sclerotiniaceae. The transcript has 7 exons. Bases 1 to 1500 code for a protein of 499 amino acids.